Messenger RNA from Cotesia congregata, 2178 nucleotides. NCBI's taxonomy places the organism in Eukaryota, Metazoa, Arthropoda, Insecta, Hymenoptera, Braconidae. The record is from the annotation of a GenBank genome assembly.
AUGGCUUCAAAACGUCUGCGUGAUUACACCAAUGACAGAGAUCAAUUAAAAACAUUCUUUGAGGAGUUUGUUAAAAUAGAUGAUAAAUCUGGGGAAAAAUGUUUUAAAUACCGGGAGCAGUUGACUAAAUUGGCUCACCGUGAGCAAGUUGCGUUUACUAUUGACUUGGACGAUGUUCAUGAGUUCAAUGAUGAUCUAGCAGAGGCUAUUGCCAAUAAUACUCGUAGAUAUGUGAAUCUAGUUAACGAACUCGUUCAAGAAAUCCUGCCAGAGUUCAAAGAGCACCCAGUGCCUCCAAAGGACGCUUUAGAUAUUUACAUCGAGCAUCGUUUACUCAUGGAAGCGAGAAACAGGCACCCAGGUGAUCAAAGAGAUCCUAGAAACAGAUAUGCGCCUGAGUUAAUGCGUAGAUUCGAAGUUUAUUUCAAAAACUUUGACAACGCUAAGCAGCUCUCAGUGAGGGACAUAAAGGCCAGCAGUAUAGGAAAAUUAGCAACUGUCCGUGGUAUAGUAACAAGAUGUACCGAAGUAAAACCUAUGAUGGCCUGUGCUACUUAUACAUGCGACCAAUGCGGUACGGAGACUUAUCAGACGAUCCAAUCACUAAGUUUCCGACCUCUCGACAUGUGUGAGAGUGAUGACUGUAAGAUAAAUAAGUCCGGUGGGAGACUUUACAUCCAAACAAAAGGCUCUAAGUUUGUAAAGUUCCAAGAGAUUAAAAUUCAAGAGCACAGUGAUCAAGUUCCCGUUGGUCAUAUUCCCAGAUCUCUCACUGUUUACUGUCGCGGUGAGACAACCCGACUGUGCUUACCCGGAGACCACGUUGUCUUUACAGGGAUAUUUUUGCCAAUAACCAAAACAGGUUUCAACCCCAGCGCCGGAGGUGCUUUGCUCAGCGAGACAUUUUUAGAAGCGCAUCAAGUAGUCACUUUAACAAACUUGCAGUCAGCUGACGACAGUAGUAAGCAAUUGACCCAAGAAGAGUUGGAAAGUUUUACGGGCGAUGAUUUUUACACCAAGCUUGCACGUUCUAUAGCGCCUGAAAUUUAUGGAUUGGAGGAUGUAAAGAAAGCAUUGCUGCUGUUGCUUGUCGGUGGAACGGACAAGAAUAAAGGAGACAUUAAAAUCCGUGGAAACCUCAAUAUCUGUCUGAUGGGCGAUCCUGGAGUCGCUAAAUCACAAUUACUCGGCUUCAUAUGUCGCCUGGCUCCGAGAUCCCAGUAUACGACCGGCCGUGGAUCAUCGGGAGUCGGUUUAACAGCUGCUGUGCUCAAGGACCCGCUUACGGGGCAAAUGAUGCUGGAAGGAGGCGCCCUGGUGCUUGCUGAUCAAGGAGUUUGCUGCAUUGACGAGUUCGACAAAAUGGCUGACGCUGACAGAACUGCAAUCCACGAAGUAAUGGAGCAGCAAACCAUUUCAAUCGCCAAAGCUGGUAUAAUGACGCGGCUUAAUGCUCGUGUAUCAAUAUUAGCAGCGGCUAAUCCAGCGUACGGUAGAUACAAUCUAAAACGUACCAUCGAACAGAAUAUACAGCUUCCCGCGGCUCUGCUGUCACGUUUUGACCUUCUCUGGCUGAUUCAAGAUCGUGCGGACCGGGAUAAUGACCUUCGUUUAGCUCAGCACAUCACUCAUGUUCACCGCACGGGCUCCCAGCCCGUCACCGAGACUGGGGCGCUGGACAUGAAUUUAAUGAGAAGGUACAUCGCUCUUUGUAAAACAAUAGAUCCUGUUAUCAGCCCGGAUAUUACUGAGUAUAUUGUAGACUCCUAUGUGGAGAUGCGUAAGGAAGCCAGGAACAGCCAGGACAAAACUUUCACUUCUGCGAGAAAUCUUCUGGCUGUUUUGCGUCUAUCCACUGCUCUAGCUCGCCUGCGUUUAUCCACCGAGGUACAAAAGGAAGAUGUUGCUGAAGCUAAUCGUCUUGUCGAGAUGUCAAAGUACUCUAUCAAUCACUCCGAGGUACAGAGUGGGAACAAGGGCGUAAGCACCGCAAACAAAAUUUUCCAACUUAUUAGGGAGAUCGCCGGGGACUCCAAGACUGUUAAAGUAUCCGAGAUUCUCGAGAGAUGCACCAACAAAGGAUUUAAUCAGCAUCAAGUUGACGACUGCAUUGAGGAGUACGAGGAGCUUAAUGUCUGGCAAGUUAAUCAAGCUAGAACACAAAUUACUUUUCUGUAA